AUGACGUCUUUUGUGAUGUGGUGCAUGGUUCUCAGCCUGGCAAUCCUGGUUGAGGUCUAUGCUGCGGAUGAACAACCGCAGUGUGAAGCACAUGAAUAUCGCCGGAUCAAAUUGUUCAAAGGUCACAUUGCCAAAGACCCGCCUAUGUGGGAAAAAAGAGAAGAAUUCAUUGCUGCCAAAUGCGCGAAGCUGUGCUCAGACGAUGAACACUGCAUGUCCUUUUUCCACAACGAGUUUACUGGAUCAUGUCAAGCCCAUGCUUUCUUAUAUACGAAUCCGAGUAGGGUGACCCGGAACGAUGGAUUUCAGUACUUCAGGUUCUACCCAGAGGGAUUUCAAAUCGGAGCCUACUACAACUACGAACCAUCACAUAACGGAGUCUACACUAUCAACCAUCCACAAGGACCAUUUCAGGCCUACUGUAAUUUUCCUGACAACAUCAACAACUACGCAUGGACGGUGAUUCAAUACCGGUACGAUGGGUCGGAAGGAUUCGAUCGCACCUGGGACGAGUACAAAGAAGGAUUUGGUGACCUUAACAAGGAGUUUUGGUUAGGAGGUGAUGCUUACUUGAAGUACAGAACAGAGAAAAGUGAAGAUUCCAACGACCGUACCCACAAUAAGGAGGCCAAGGCACAAAGACAGACCUUGGUUUCAGAUGAAGAUCUCCUUUAA
This is a messenger RNA of Haliotis rubra (blacklip abalone), 675 nucleotides long. RefSeq names its product fibrinogen beta chain-like. The coding region runs from base 1 to 675 and encodes 224 amino acids. The record is from RefSeq and is a predicted model, not a curated record. The transcript is spliced from 6 exons. NCBI's taxonomy places the organism in Eukaryota, Metazoa, Mollusca, Gastropoda, Lepetellida, Haliotidae.